Opisthorchis viverrini is the source of this 1558-nucleotide messenger RNA. RefSeq lists its product as hypothetical. The coding region runs from base 719 to 1435 and encodes 238 amino acids. The transcript has 5 exons. The record is from RefSeq and is a predicted model, not a curated record. Gene Ontology annotation, molecular function: protein binding. Lineage: Eukaryota; Metazoa; Platyhelminthes; Trematoda; Opisthorchiida; Opisthorchiidae.
AGCUCUUGUGACUACAUCCUGCAGGGUUUACCACUCCUAAACAGAAGUCAGCGAUCUACCUGCCAGACAACCCAGCAGCUAUGAGUUUCCGUCUCUUCCGUCCAAUAUUCCGACAGGUGGUUUUUGUCUAUAUCUGUUAUUUAUAACACGACAGUUUUCUUCACUCCGUGCUACCCAAUCACUCGCCUUCACAAACGUGUUAAGGUCGGUUGUACCGAGACGAUCACUGGGACACGGUCCUCCUAUGACAAAACCCAUGAUUCAAGACCGAGUGAUGCUCGUGUUGCGACUUUAUGACAAAGUUGAUCCUGAAAAGGUAACUACACCUUACUUCUCCACCGUAUCAUCCAUCUAGCUUACAGAAAAAUCGGACUUCGUCAAAGACUUUGGUUUGGACAGCUUGGAUCAUGUGGAACUAGUAAUGGCUAUGGAGGAAGAGUUCAGUAAGUGUUGCGUGUCAGUUUUAUUUAACGAUCGCUCCAGAUUUCGAAAUCCCAGACGUCGAUUCGGAACGAUUCAAAACUCCUGCGGAUAUUAUCCGCUAUAUUUGUGACAAAUAUGACGUAUAUGAUUGACCAUCCUCCUUUCCCACCCCACCCCCACACACCAAACCUGUGCUCUACCUGUUAGAUAAUAAAUUUAGCAUUUAAAGCCCGUGUUUUUACUUGUGUCUGGUUGAGAUCCCGUUUAAUCCGAGCACCAUUUUUACAGGGAGAAAAUGAGCUCGCAUUCGGACGAAGAGGCAGAUGGAUUGCCGUUCGACAUGGAUGAGGUCAUGGCUGCAAAACGGAAUAACCCAGGAAUGUUUGUCAGUGCUUGGGAAGCAGAUGAGAACGACAUUGAGCAUUGGAGCAAGGCACAAAUCCGAGCUGACCCGAUUAAACAGUUUAUCGUUGCUGCUGAGAACGGCAAACUGGAUACUAUCAACGAGAUCGUUUGUCGCGCUGAAAAAACCGUUCCCAAUCCAACCCCGUAUCCUACUCUGUCCGAAUUGCUGGCUGCUAAAGAUCAAGACGGGUACACAGCUCUUCAUCGGGCGGCCUAUGGUGGGCAUGCACAUGUGGUAGAGCGAUUACUACAACUUGGAGGUGAUGUGAACAGCCGGACUUUGGAUGGCUGGACUCCGUUACACAGUGCUGCGUUCUGGAAUAAGCUCGCCUGUGUACAAUUGUUGCUCACAGCCGGUGCAGACUUAAAUGCAGUGACAAACAGCAACCAAACGGUGCUACAUCUGGCUGUAUCAAACAACCAAAGUCCGGAGACCCUAUACUUUCUGUUGUCACAGCCAAAUGCGUCUGUAUACGGUAUACGAAAUAAGCUGGGUGAUACUGUUGCUGACCUGAUAGAACGGAACACGCCCUAUUCCGAUCUGUGCUAUGUGUUCAGUGAACACGUGACACAAUUGGGCCAACCACCAUCGAAAGCGACGGGAUGAGCAGAAAUUCGUCGCUACUUGUUCCUCUCGCAGCACGGUCUCCACUGUUGUCUGUGACCCGGCAGAAUGGCAAGAUAAAACCAAACAACCAAGCCACACUCGACCUGAAACUAUUUGACAUUG